Pseudomyrmex gracilis is the source of this 714-nucleotide messenger RNA. RefSeq lists its product as uncharacterized. Bases 1 to 714 code for a protein of 237 amino acids. Lineage: Eukaryota; Metazoa; Arthropoda; Insecta; Hymenoptera; Formicidae. Gene Ontology annotation, molecular function: RNA-DNA hybrid ribonuclease activity; nucleic acid binding. The transcript is spliced from 2 exons. The record is from RefSeq and is a predicted model, not a curated record.
AUGCGUGAUUCACCAAUGGAUUUGGAGCAAACGACCGCUUUGGAGCAGUUAGCCACGGUCUUCCAAGCGGAGGUCUUGGCUAUCCUGGAAUGUGCAAGACUCCUGCUCUCAAAAGAGACAAUGAGCAGGAGGAUCCAUAUCUACACAGAUAGUAAAGCCGCUAUAGGAGCCCUUGCUAAGACCAUCACUGAAUUGUCAGUGGUUCGGGACUGCAUACAAGCUCUAAACAGACUGGGAGAUCAUAACAAGAUCACACUAGUCUGGGUACCCGGCCAUCAAGGUAUCCGCGGUAAUGAGAUAGCGGACGGCUUGGCAAAGCUGGGCACCUUAGAGGAACCAGCUGGCCAAAAAGUCGGCGUUCUCUUUGCCGUGGGGAAAAAUUGCAUCAGGGAUCGGCUGAAGCGAGAGCACCAGGACUCCUGGAAGAAACUGAAAAACUGUCGCCAGGCCAGACUUCUGAUGAGUCAGCCAUCGUCAAGCAGGGCUAAGGAACUGGCUAUGGAUAAAAAUAGACUAAGAUUAAGUAUCGGUCUUUUUACUGGACACUGGGCUUUUAAGACACAUUUGUACAACAUGGGAUUGGCCGACAAAACAAACUGCAGAUUAUGCGGUGAGGAAAAUGAAGACAGCGAGCAUAUACUGUGUCGUUGUCCAUCUUUAGUUCUUAAAAGAUUCAGAUCCCUGAGCUGCAUGUUUUUGAAGCCCGAGGCCUGA